AUGACUUGGAACGAAGCAGCAUUGCAAUUCUAUAUGCAUAUGAACGGUACAUCUUGGCUAUUUCCGAUUGGUGCAUCCAUACCGCGGCAUAUGUUGGCCAAAUGUCAUUCGGCUUUACCACGACCACCAUUCGAAAGUCUCAUAUUCUGUUUCGUAUGCGUGAUUGCAUGUGCUUACUUGGAAGGUGAUCGAACGGUAACUUGUGCACUGCGACAACAGUAUAGCCAAAUGGGACAGAUUUUCGAUCUGAAUGUUAUGAACAGGCGUUUGCUGCAUGAAAAUGAUGAUGAUGGCGGUGAUGAUAACGAUGACUGUGUUACAACAACAUCCACAUCUUCCUCGGAAAUCAAGCCUUCAUCACCACGACGGCAUGUCUUGCAUUACUCGUCGGAUUCGAAUCUAUUGGUACGAUCGUUUUGGCAAACAGCAGAUAACGUCCUUUGGCUGUUUUCAUUCAUUUGGCAAUUCCGUGGAGAUGAGAAAAACUUGGCCGAUUACGUUGCGGUUAUAGCGAUCAGAAAUCGAAAACUAAGCUCAGUACAGGAAGACCUGUGGCUGCAUUUCAAAACCGUUGAUAGCUUAGGCGAUCCUGAUAAUUACACUUUGAUACGCUAUCAUUUUCAGGCAAGUCUACCAAUAAAGCCGACGAAGGCACGCCAGACAAGAACACUGCGUCUGAUUCGUGUAACAGCACUGCAAACACCGUGGUUAAACGAUAUGGCUAUAAGAGGUCUGAACAGGUUACGAUCGGGAACAGCUCCUGAAGCAUCCGGCAAAAAUUCGUCAAUUCCCAACUAUAACAACAGCAAUUACGGCAAGAAAAGGGGUUUAACCGGUAGCGAAACGGCGGAUAUUGCCACUUCACGAACUGCCAGGAGACCAGUGCAAGAUUAUGUGACAGUGAGUGCAGCUGCCGUACAAACAACACCAACCAUCGAGAAAGGUGGCCACUGGCUUUCGGUUCAUCGUGAAAAAGCUGUAGAUGAAAGAUCGGAAACAGCAUUGAGCGAAACGAGUGGAAACGUGGAUGAUGAUUUCACAGCGUUAGCCGAUGCUACAGAACGAUUCUUUGAACAAGAGCUGAAGCCUCCCGCUCAGCGAAUUCCACCGGCAACUCGACCACCACCUGUAACGAUUAAACACGACGAUCAGAUCAACAAGAUGCGCUCUCGUUUGGACCAGUUGGUUUCCGUAUGA
Molecule: messenger RNA, 1197 nt
Organism: Gongylonema pulchrum
Lineage: Eukaryota; Metazoa; Nematoda; Chromadorea; Rhabditida; Gongylonematidae
Source: the annotation of a GenBank genome assembly